CACUCACACACACACACACACAUACUCAUACACACACACACACACACACACACACACACUUAUACACACACACACACACACACACACACACAUGCAUACACCCUCACACUCUCACACACACACACACACGCAUACACACUCACACUCACACACACACACACACAUGCAUGCAUACACCCUCACACUCUCACACACACACACUCACUCACUCACACACACACAUAUACUCAUACACACACACACACACACACACAGGCAUACACACUCACACUCUCACAUACACACACACACACGUAUACACACUUACCACACACACCCAAACACACACACACACACACACACACACAUACAGAUGUGGACACACACACACUCACACUCACACACGGACACACGCACACACACGCGCGGGCACACACACUCAUACAUACUCACGCAUACACGCACACACACAAACCCACACCAAAACACACAUUCUCACAUACACACAGACAAACGCAUUUGCUGGCAAUCACUAACAUGUUGAGGGGCUCACACGUUGAGGGGCUCACACGUUGAUGGGCUCACACGUUGAUGGGCUCACACGUUGAAGGCCUCACACGUUGAAGGCCUCACACGUUGAGGGCUCACACGUUGAGGCCUCACACGUUGAAGGGCCUCACACGUUGAUGGGCUCACACGUUGAAGGCCUCACACGUUGAAGGCCUCACACGUUGAGGGGCUCACACGUUGAUGGGCUCACACGUUGAAGGCCUCACACGUUGAAGGCCUCACACGUUGAGGGGCUCACACGUUGAAGGCCUCACACGUUGAAGGCCUCACACGUUGAAGGCCUCACACGUUGAUGGGCUCACACGUUGAAGGCCUCACACGUUGAAGGCCUCACACGUUGAGGGGCUCACACGUUGAGGGGCUCACACGUUGAGGGGCUCACACGUUGAGGGGCUCACACGUUGACGGGCUCACACGUUGAUGGGCUCACAUGUUGACGGGAAAAUGAACACUUGGGAAAAAUGGAAAUAACUGCUGGAGUAACAGAGACCAAAAUUCACAAUCACACCUCUCCACCCCAGCCUCCCCCCCCCCCCAUCGCUGGCCAAUACUCUCACGCAACGGGGCCCGCGCUGAGGUAGGGGGAGGACCCGGGGCCCCCAGUGACCCCUAAAAACCCUGGACUCCUCACAGACUCAGAACAAACGGACCAUCUCAUACCCGCUGACACAGACUGCCGCCAAAAAUCAGAUCUCACCGGAUUCUCGGAUUCCAUCGCUCCCUUCUGAUCCAAGACUGAACCAGAACCAGAACCAGACCCGGACAACAAACACCAACUAAAAAAGAACAACAAACUCAAUAGAUUUUGGGGUCAAGUCAAUUUCAGACUCACUCAAAUGAGGACAUUCACUGAAAUUCCAUUUGCCAAAUUGAAAAAAAAAAAUCAUUCCGUGAGGAUUUUCCGGGUAAAAUUAGAAUUUCAGUUCAUGUCCCGGACCUGACUGGAUUGGGAAGGGAACAGACUCCGGUCCCGGGACGCCCGCCCACACCCCCGCCCUUCGCUCCCGGGACGCGGGGAACCUCCUUGUGCUUUACGUGGCUUGGUGUUUUUUUCUCUGUACGCUGUACUACGCUGUCCGACAACAGGCUUUCCCGGCUCCGCCGAGCUUUCUACUGCACUCUCUUCAGCUUCACCUACCAAAACUACUACAAACAAACAAAAAGACUACCAAAAUAAAAGAGCCAAAAAAAAAAGUUUAAAGUAGCUUUAAAAAAAAAAAAAAAAAAGGUCAUAUUGAUGUUGGUGAUUAUACAGUGCAGUAUGUAACAGUUUUGUUUGUUUUUGUUUGCCAAACCAAGUUUUGACUCACCAAAGCCAGUAUACCUCAAUCACGGGCAGUGUGAAUUCCACUGUUUUGUUUGUUGGCCAUUGACCUUCGUUGCACUCUCCUCAGUAGCCCCAAACGUCUCGUUGCCAUGGUUCUGGGGGAUUUGAUUGAAUCCAUUUUAGCCCUUUCAAGAGUAGGUUUUUUUAGAAUGUUUUUUUUGUUGUUUUGUUUCCAAAAUUCUAAGUCAGUGUUCUAGAACGCCAUUGUUUCAUUUAACAGCAUUGAUUGUUACAUCAGCAUUAGAAUGUUCGGUUAUGAACGUUCUAAUCACAUAUCCGUGAUCUCACACCUUAGUGGGUUAAUUUGUUUUAUAUUGUAUGUACUUGUGAGCUAUUCACAUACUCAUUUCUCCACUUGUCACCUGGAGAAAGCUGCACUCCUGGAGGGUGACCAAUGUGUAUGUCAUUAUGACAUCACAAUGCGUGACAGGAGAGGUCCAGCCAGGGGGAAUCCUACCGCUGUCUGUCCGGCGGAUCCAGAAAAGCACGUUAGCCUGUUUGGCUAAAGGCCUUCGCUGAGGUGCCAAAGGCCGCUCUCGUGGAGUGAGGACAGCAGCGACAGUCUACACACACAUUACUGGCAAACUAACUGCGCUGUGAUGCGCAUCUACUACAUCCAUCCAUCCAUCCAUUAUCUAUGCCCACUUAUCCUGGGCCGGAUGACGGGGGGUGCUGGAGCCUAUCCCAGCGGUGCAUUAGAUGACAGUCAGGAAAACACCCUGGACAGGCCGCCAGUCUAUCGCAGAGCGUCUCUAAUACAUACGCAGGUAUUGGUUUCCACCGGUUACCGCUUGCUGUCUCAGCUAGGCAGUUGUGUAACCCAACGCUGGCUCACUCACAGAUUAAAUUCGAGUAAAAUGAUUCAUACAAAGAUACGGCUGUCAUUCCCGAGCGACACAUUUAGCUGAAGCAGCACAUCACGUAAACGAGUGGGCCAGUUAAAUAAACGAGAGCGGAAGUUGGCAUGGAAUCCAGAAACGUAAGCCCUUCCUUGCCCAGCCCUGUCCGACAUCCUGGUUUUGCACCACAUCCAGGUGACUCACCCUCCUUUCUGUGUGGGCUGUGGCAGUGUUUCCUCUGCUGAGCAAGCUGAAGUGUAGGAAACACCUUUCUGCGCUCUUAAAGCCCUGAACCCUGAACUUGUUACGCCAGACUGGAAUCUGAAAUUAAAGGUUUGGGUUUCCCGUGUGAAAAAUAUCAGCGAGUAUUUGCUCUCCUGUGAAAGUGCUUGGUUGGACAACCUUGGCUUUCAGUGGAUCGCGUGUCCUUAUACGGACCUAUAUAUGCCCUGGUACGUCCUCUGAAACCUCCUCCCCCGGGUCUGCGGUUACCACAGAAGGACAGUUUGAGCAGCUGCGUACGGUUAGAGAUCGACCAAUAGGAGCACAGGACCCCACCGCACACGGAUGGUUCCGGCGCCUUUUCCGUUCGUUUACCGUCAGUCCUUCCUGAGGUCUUCUCCGCCUAGACCUUGGCUCCUUUGCCUCGUCCCCACAUUAGAACCUUUCUGCAAUUUGAGCCGUCCUUCCGUACCGUCUCGCAAGGGCGAUUAUUUAAUCAAACUGUCCUACUGUGAACAUGAAGUAGACGACAUGAAACGGAAGUGAAAAAGAGCUAGAUUAUCCCUGGAACUGUCUACAGUCGGGUGCCAUGCGGCUGAAGGCCUGGGAUCCAGCGGCGAGGAGGCGAGAGUGGGAGGCGAUGAGGAGACCAGACCGGCGGAGGUGGAGCAGAGGGAUCAGAGGGAGAGGGCUGCAGUACAGGAGGAGAUCUGAAAAGUAAAGGGGAGCCAGUUCGUGGAGCGGUUUGAACGAGGACCAGUCUCGCGCCGCAGCCGCAAUACUGAACCAGAGGAUUUGAGCAUCACUCAGGCUCGCGAGCGAGAGGAACAGUUCAACGCAACGCAUCCCUGACAGCAACAUAAACGCACAAAAAAGACUGGAGAGCUGUUUGCACGAUCGAGUUUUACACCGACCGAAAUCUAACCGGUGAAGAUUGCUAUUCAUGGAAAUAAAAUAGAGACCUGCCAUUUUCAUUUGUUUUUUAAUUUUAUUUUGUUUAUUUUUUCUGACAGUAACGCAGCCCUUUUGAAUCCCAAAAUGGCUGAGAUAACCAACAUAAGACCGACGUACGAGGUGUCCCCAGUGCUGGCGGGGUUCCUGGGCGCGGGGGUGCUGGUGGUGUCUGUGACGGUCGCCGUGUUCCUCUGGACCUGUUGCCAGCGGCGAUACCGGCAGCUGACGGGCAGCUACAAGCUCCGCGGCGACCGGGUGGACCCGGCGACGGACCCGCCCUACAAGUUCAUCCACAUGCUGAAGGGCAUCAGCAUCUACCCGGAGACGCUCAGCAACACCAAGAAGAUCGUGCGCGUGGGGCGGCGCGGGCGGGGGGGGCGGGGCGAGCGGGACCGCGAGUGGGGGCGGGGCGUGGGCGGGGCCGGGGGCGGCGGCGGCGCGGUGCUGCUGGUGGACGCGUCCGGGAACGCCCCGCCGGACGCCCACGCCCCGCCCAUGCCCCGCCCCGCGCAGGCGAACCGGCUGGAGAGGGAGCUGCCCAUCAGGGCCGACUACUGCUGCCUGGACAGCAGCUCGGCCAGCAGCAGCGAGGCCAACAGCAAGACCGCCUCCCCCUUCACCCCCGGCGACGGGCCCGGGCUGGGCACCCUCAGCCUGGCCGUGGACUACAACUUCCCCAAGAAGGCGCUGGUGGUGACCAUCCUGGAGGCGCGGGGCCUGCCGGCGGUGGACGAGGAGUCGGGCAGCUCCGACCCCUACGUGAAGAUGACCAUCCUGCCCGAGAAGAAGCACCGCGUGAAGACCCGCGUGCUGCGCAAGACGCUGGAGCCCGUCUUCGACGAGACCUUCACCUUCUACGGCGUGCCCUACAGCGCCCUGCCCGAGCUGGUGCUGCACUUCCUGGUGCUCAGCUUCGACCGCUUCUCCCGCGACGACGUCAUCGGCGAGGCCGUGGUGCCGCUGGCCGGCGUGGACCCCAGCACCGGGAGGGUGCAGCUCACCCAGCGCAUCUGCAAGAGGAGCAUACAGUGUGUAAGCCGUGGGGAGCUGCUGCUGUCUCUGUCCUACCAGCCCGUCACUCACAGGCUGAGUGUGGUGGUGCUGAAGGCCAAACACCUGCCCAAGAUGGACAUCACAGGCCUGUCUGGCAACCCGUACGUGAAGGUGAACGUGUUCUACGGCCGCAAGCGCAUCGCAAAGAAGAAGACGCACGUGAAGAAGUGCACGCUCAACCCCGUCUUCAACGAGUCCUUCAUCUAUGACGUGCCCGCCGAGCUGAUGCCCGACGUCUCCGUGGAGUUCCUGGUCAUCGACUUCGACCGCACCACCAAGAACGAGGUGGUGGGCCGGGUGGUGCUGGGGGCCCACAGCCCCAGUUCCUCUGGCGCCACCCACUGGCGGGAGGUCCUCGAUAACCCCCGCCGGCAAAUCGCUAAGUGGCACAACCUCGCGGAGUACUAGCGGCCCCGUGUCUGGGUUGCGCGACUGGGGGGCGUCUUUCUGAUCAAGGUGACUCCUCUUAAGUCGUACCUUCCCCCCCAAACAAUGCCACAACAACCAGAAAAAAUGAAAGGGGGACUUGUACAGUGAACUGUUUGCAUCAGUAAAAAAAAAAAAAAAAUGAAAAGAAAAAAGAAUUUUAAAAUAAC
This is a messenger RNA of Anguilla rostrata (American eel), 5540 nucleotides long. RefSeq names its product synaptotagmin XIa (gene syt11a). Gene Ontology annotation, molecular function: clathrin binding; phosphatidylserine binding; SNARE binding. Gene Ontology annotation, cellular component: plasma membrane; axon; exocytic vesicle. Lineage: Eukaryota; Metazoa; Chordata; Actinopteri; Anguilliformes; Anguillidae. The coding region runs from base 3976 to 5352 and encodes 458 amino acids. Gene Ontology annotation, biological process: calcium ion-regulated exocytosis of neurotransmitter; cellular response to calcium ion; regulation of dopamine secretion. The transcript is spliced from 6 exons. The record is from RefSeq and is a predicted model, not a curated record.